Molecule: messenger RNA, 1476 nt
Organism: Hypoxylon trugodes
Lineage: Eukaryota; Fungi; Ascomycota; Sordariomycetes; Xylariales; Hypoxylaceae
Exons: 1
Coding region: 91-1227 (378 amino acids)
Source: RefSeq, a predicted model, not a curated record
AUCGUCCCUUAUUUUACAUCAAUCUUUUUUGUCUUAUUCUCCAAACUACAAUUACGGCGCCUACUUAUAUAUAUAUAUAGGAUUUUAAACAUGGAAUCCCCUCCAAGUGACCACUUCAAUCACAUGAGCGGUCUGGACUCCCCAGCUUCGGUCACCUCGUCGACAUCCUCAUCCUCAUCUCCCGAUCCCACUCCUCCUAGUCCCUCUUUUACCAAGUUCGCCGAACUCCCAGCCGAAUUGCGACACCAGAUAUGGCGCGCAGCUCUUCCCGAACCAGGCGUCAACUUUUUCAACGUACACUGCAUCCCCAACGAUCACCUCGGGGCCAACCGAAGUAAUUCACCGCCAUGGCUAUACCUAGACUUGCGACGACUUUCAAUCUUUGACGACGAUGCUACCGUGGCCGAGUAUGACCCCUCCGCAUGGCAAGCUCGCGAAGUAUUACGGCGAGUUUGUCAUGAAGCCCAGCAAGUAUGCGCGCCGCGUCCAGACGAAUCUGCCACAAUCACCCUAACACGUCCACGGCGCGGUUUAUUCGUCACCGCCGGCGGUCUCGAAAUCCGACAUAUGACACCUUAUACGAAAGACCGAGCCACGAAACAUUCAGAACCAUUAGUGUAUCGAAAGAUCCAAGUUCGAACCGAUGAUAUUCUCUGCCUCUCCGUCGAGAACUGCAGCUUCAACCUACCAUUCGAAGAAAUGCCUGUUUCCCUCGGCGGAGGCAGUAGCCGUGCCGAAGGAGGAAUUAUGGUCACCACCGACCCGGACGAGACACUCGACGACAUGGGCUGGACGUAUGACCCGCAAAUAACGCCAUUCCUUCCAGCCUCCCUCUCCUUCUCCAAAAUAUGUGUCAACUUAGCGCGUGGGAGCAGGUUAGCCUUUGACUACGCAGGGUCCGUACUUAUGGAUAUGAUAGCCGUCUGUCAAAACCUAGAAGAAACUGGGACCGGGGAUGAUACUUUUGAUCGAUUGCCUCUAAUCAUGCUGGACGCAUAUAAGCAAGAAUUGGGCCAGCGUAGCAUCACGGAGCUAACACCGCGAGACGAGGUAUACUGGGAUCGCUUUGGAGAUCGAUAUAUUCUUUUACCAAUGACGUCGGCAGAUCAGCUAGCCGAUUAUCGCCUUACUAAAAUUUGGCCCGAGACCAACGAUAUUAGGGAGCGAUAUUUACGGUCUGCGUUGUUGCAGUCUUCGAAGAGACCGGUCCCGAGUCUCUUAGAAUAAAUCAAACCCUUGGACACCUACAUAUUUUUUGUAGCGACGGUCAUACCAAUAGCUUAUACGUAUGCUUGUAGGAAUAGCUCCUAAACCAUAUCAUUGAUUAGAGCAUUUGACCAGUAAAGAUUCGAUAAUCUCUAGUAGGACAGCCCGUAUCUAUUUGAUAAAUCUACUAAAUACUCAAAUUCUGGGCCAUAUAUACGCAUAAUGAAUAAUGAAUAACACAAUGCUCUUGCAAUAAUUUAUUAGUAGUGC